AUAACAGGGAUUAUUUCAUGCUCGUGUCUCCGCUGACCACUGAAACAAACCUUCAGCACAAGAACUGAGGAUGAGGAUGAGGAGCGUUCUGAACCUGUUGUAUCUGGUCUGUCUAUGUGCCGCACAAAAGAAAUGGACCCAGGACACGUCCGAGUGGGACCACCAAGACAAACCAAACAGCAGGAGCUGUUCAAACCUGACGCAGGUGCUGGACAACUGGAAAUACGCCAUCAUGUACCAGGUGAAGGACAUGCUGGUCAACGAUCACACGUCCAUCUUACCAGAAUACGUCAGGAUCCAGCCCCUCUCAGAUGCGGUAGGAGACCUUUAUAAGCAGUUCAACACUCUUAAGGAGAACCUGGCGAAGCUGACCAACAAGUUUGACAAGAUAGAAAGCUUUGUGGAUGAGAUCCAAGAAGGAAAAUUUCCCAGGCCAAAACUUUGGAUGCCGCCAAGACUCCCUGUCAGGAGAAUCCCACAUCAGAUGCCAGCGAAAAGUCCUGUAAAAGUCCCAGGUAAAUCAGUGUGGGCUCAGAGGAGAGCCAGAAGAGGUCCUGGUACUUAACAGACUACAGUAAGUCCAGAGAGGCAGCUGAUCAGCUUACUGGAUCUGGAGACAUAAUCAUGAUGCUUUUCUAAUAGUAGCCUGCUUAAACCAGAGAUAAGCCUGUCAUGUUUAAAGGAAUAGUUCACCCAAAAAUGAACGACUGCUGAACAUUUACUCACAUUUAGGCCAUCCAAAAAUUGUUUUGUUUUUUUCUUCAUCAGAACAGAUUGGAGAAAUGUAGCAUUACAACACUUGCUCACCAACGAAUCCUCUGCAGUGAAUGGGUGCCGUCAGAAUGAGAGUCCAAACAGCUGAUAAAAACAUCACAAUAAUACAC
Messenger RNA from Onychostoma macrolepis, 884 nucleotides. RefSeq lists its product as uncharacterized. The record is from RefSeq and is a predicted model, not a curated record. Lineage: Eukaryota; Metazoa; Chordata; Actinopteri; Cypriniformes; Cyprinidae. The transcript has 4 exons. Bases 71 to 565 code for a protein of 164 amino acids.